ACUCUACUGUGUACAAAGCUAAAGAAUUUCCAAGCUCACGGCAACAGGUUUCAAUUUCCUGAAGUCUUGAAAAUGGGUACAGAAUGGGCGAUGUGGGCUAAUGAACAAGGUGUUAUCGCCAGUGUUGGUAAGUAUGAGUGUUAGAAAACUGGUUACUACCUAAACUUAAAUAGCAAAGCCAAGCUGGUAUACUUUCAUGUAUAGUAUUUUACGUAAGAUCUGAGUCGCUUUUAUUAACGGUGACCAACGGUGCUCGAUGAACCAAAAGCCUGCAAAGUCGAGUGAGCGUAACAUAAGCAUUUUUCAUUUGUGGUCAUUUUCUGCCGCAGUUGUUUUUCUUUGAACUCCAAUGAUACCCGAGGAUAGUUGUGUGUGUGUGUUUGUGUGUUUAGUCUUUGUAAACGUUGAAUCCUUUCAUCGCCUCUAAAAUUUCGUGCUUUGAAAUUUUUGUCGUGUUGAUGUGACACAUCAGUGACCUUUCACAAUCACGUUUUGCUACUUGACAGGCCAAUAUAAGCUUAAGCACUUCCCUAUUAAAGUAAAGCUUAUAUUCACCUAUUUUUAUUCCCAUUUCAGUUUUACUUAUCGGAGGAAUACUUGGAACAGCCGCACAGUUUGACAAAUGGUAUUUUGCAGCCUACUCUCUGUAUCUUUUUCUACUUCCAUUGAAGUAUGUGUAGGCAUGGGUGUUAGAUUGUGUUUAUGCUAAUACCUGUUUUGACGCAAGUCGUGAUCCUAAACGGAAUACGUAGACAAUAUCAGUAUGCGUCAUUAUGACUCAAGUAGGAAUAAUAUUUUUCCUAAGGAUGAUGAAUAUUGGUAAUAAUGUGCAAAUUCAAUUAUCAUUUUUAUCAAUGAAUUUAGCAUUUAUUAUUUUCAUUUAGCAUUGACAUGAACAAUUUUUCAACACUGUGUAGAUGAGUGAUAAUAUAAUAUAAGUUGAUAAUAUAAUUUUAGAAAGGGUCAGUGACUGUAAAGAAGUUAUGGUCAUCUUUUACUUGACGUCUGUAUUAUAACGUAACAAUGAUGCCCAUCAAAAAUACCCUUGUUAUUAACUCAACUAUUUUGGUAUUAAAAUCCCUUUGUUGGCACUGAAUUUCAAGUAUCAACUUUUCACAAAGUUUAAAAAACUUCUAUCAAGCUGGUUUGGUGUUACUAUUAAUUUUCACUAUAAAUAACAUGUCACGUGCUGUCUAAUUCACUCUGCUAAUAUUAUAAUGCCAAUUACACAUCCUUGUUCACUAUGGAACUUAAAGAAUAACUUGUGAAUGACAAAAUCACAGCUUUGUGUCAAGUUUGUCUAUCCGAGCCUCUUUUGUCAUGUUAAUAUCACUUGUUGCUGCCAGUUCCCAUCAUAUAAAUUAUCAUAUAUGUGGUGACACAGAUCCUUUAAUUUCAUUAAAGAAGUGGUCUCUAAAACACCCUCAAAAGCUGAAUGAUAACCAGACACAAAUCCGCUCUGGUUUUUUAAUUGAUCUGUCCUGUGAUAUCGGUUACACUGUAGUAAAGAGCUUGUACAAGUGAGUUGGAUUCAGGGUCUUUUUUGCACCUCACAGUGUAUUAUCACAAGAACAAUUUAAUAGUCACUGUUCUUGUAUUAUUGAGUACUAAAUGCAACUCCAAUAUUUCCUGAAUUAAAACUGUGAAUAACUUGUAUAGGAACACCACUAAUUUAUAGAUAUUAUGCCCACUACUGGGUUUAUUACCAUUUUAUAAUAUUGAUCAUCCAACAUAACCAUUGUUUGUGUUUGUGGUAUUAGCCUAACAGAUAAAUAUACAAGUUUCUUUUAAGUUGUUCCAGGAAAUGUGAAACUUCUUUAACUAGUUUGAUCAGAGGUUUAGGAAUUCUUAUUUUGGUGAUUGAGUAUCCAAGAGGAAAAAGAGAGAAAGGGAAAAAGACCGUUGAAAGAUGGUAAGAUGUGUAAAGUGAUUGUGUUUAAUAUCUUGUGAUUCAGCAAUUUAUAUGUUGUGCAUGCUUGUUAUCACGUACCAUCAAGUUUGAGAAACAAUAUUUAUAAAGUGAGGUGGCAAUAAAUUUUUAUUUUUAUCUUUUUACAAGUUAUCAAGAAAGCCUUGGCUACUUACACAAAUAAUGCAAGCUUGAUAGUACUAUUUAUAAAGAUUAUUUUUAAUGCUAUUUCAGGAACCAGAAACCUUUUACAAGGUUUGUCCAGUUCUUUGGAGUCCUUGGAAGAAAUUACUGGGUUCGAUUUGUGUUUUACAUUCUGUAAGUAGCAAUUAUUAAUAUUUUAAUACUCAAUAUGCCAUUAGCACUUUAAUUGGCCACCACGUUUUUCUGAUCACGUUUAUUUACUCAGACAGCUUAAUUACAGCAAUUCUGCCAUUAAUAUCCAAAGUUUAUGAGCGUGUGACUCAAUAAGUCUUAAGUCUAACAACCAUUCAAAUGUAGAUUGAGACUUCUGACUCAUGUUGACUCUGGUAAUCUUUUUAUUGUGAUUAUUUUUAAGUAUUUUCAAACAUAUAGAUAAUUUUUUUGUGAUUUUUGAUUUUUUUGCAUUUCUGAUAGUUAAUUAGUUACUAGUUACUAGUUACUAUAGUUACUACCUCCCUUCUGACAUUGUAUCUGCUAAUCUUAUGAUACUUUUAAGAGCAUGUUAAGUGAAUACUUAUGAGGAGAUUAGUAAGAGGUGACCCUCUACCAGUAUUUAUUUUUUUAUUAUUAUUAUUAUUUAUUUUUUUACUAAAUUUUAAAUCUUUUUCUUCUCAAUUUAUAUUAGUGUGAUAACUGUACAUAGUUUCUGCCUACUAAUAAAAUAGAUGUAGAUGUAGAUGUAGUCAGGAAAUUCACAUUUGUAGGAUUUCAUAUCCGUAAUAUUAUACAAAAGGUUUAAAUUCUGGAACCCCAUUAUUCAGAAUUAUAAUAUUCAACAGUAUCUCAGAAAAGAGUACUCGUUAGUUUUCAUUUGAAUGAUCACACCAGUGCCUGAAAAGCUUUUCUCAUAUUUUGCUUUUUGGGGCCAUUGAAUGUGUGUCUUAGUUUAUGAUUUAGUUAAAAAAUGAUUGCCUGGCCCUUGCUACAAUUACCAUAAUUUUUCUGUUAAUACUCAAAGUUGUGGCAGGGCUAGCCUCAUGUAUUGAUUUUGUCUCGUUUGAGAGGCAUUUAGUGUAAAAUAAUUUAUCAAAAGCACUUCUGAAACCUAAUUAUAAGAAGAAAGAGGGAUCAUCAAAAUGUUAAAAUACCUGUUUUAUGAAGUCCAUUGCUUGCCGUAAGUAUCAUGGGACAAUCAUUUAACUAUCUAACUAGAUAUAUGCUCUUGUUUUUUCAAAGUGAUAGCUCUGUAAUUCUCAGUUUUCACUCAAGUGGGAAAGCAGAAAUAAGAAUGGAAACUUUUUAAUACAGAAAGUCUCGAAUCUGGGAAUUGAAAGAGGAUAAAUAUACCAAAAGCCUUGCCAAGAAUCAGGUCUAUGCAAUAGUUCAUAUGCGAGAUAUUCGGAAAAACGUUUUACCCAAAUUUAUAUAGUUUUGUGUGGAGACGCCAUGUUUGUGUUCCUUUCAGGGGCACAAAUAUGGCCGCCGGAAACCAACAGAAACAUCUGUUUUUGAGUUUUCCUACUUAUGUGUGAAUUCGUCGCUUGAGGAACUCAUAAAGAUUAAAGCAAUAUUUAUUCUAAGACAAGGAAUGUUCAGAUAGCAAAAUCUCCAAAAAUCCGUAAUGUUUUUAACCCACAUAAGAGCUUUCCCAGCCGCCUGCUAAAUGCCGCAUCACGCAAAAGCCUGGAAAUUCAAGCGUCCUGUAUCGCAAACAAACAACCCUUUUGAACCGAAAAUUUAUUUGUAUAAAGGUUUUAAGGUGCUCUAAUAUCACAUGAAAGUAGAAACUCAGAAGAAGCAAUCGAUAGUUUCUUAGUUUGAAUUUUGGUGAUGCCAUGAACCAAGAAUAGUAAGUUUACAUUAUACUGUUUUCUGUUUUAGUGCCUCUGUACCUUCAUGCUUCUUUUUAUCAACAAUCCUUGGAGGUGCAAGUCUGGUUUUUACAAGUUUGAUAUAUUUGCGAGCAGCAAUAGCAGGGGAGACAUGGAAGCCAUGUUUACCUGAAAAGAAAGCUGAUAACACUAAAAAGCAAAGUGAACCUCCACCUCAACCACCGCCUCGAGGGCCACGAUCACGCAGCCUUGAUAACUUGGCCGUGGAGGAUGAUACCAAACAAAAUCAAGUCUAA
Molecule: messenger RNA, 4181 nt
Organism: Porites lobata
Lineage: Eukaryota; Metazoa; Cnidaria; Anthozoa; Scleractinia; Poritidae
Source: the annotation of a GenBank genome assembly